Molecule: messenger RNA, 1665 nt
Organism: Colletotrichum spaethianum
Lineage: Eukaryota; Fungi; Ascomycota; Sordariomycetes; Glomerellales; Glomerellaceae
Product: mitochondrial 2-methylisocitrate lyase
Exons: 4
Coding region: 1-1665 (554 amino acids)
Biological process (GO): carboxylic acid metabolic process
Molecular function (GO): isocitrate lyase activity
Source: RefSeq, a predicted model, not a curated record
AUGUCUCAAAAGUGGAACGGCGUCAAGGCUGAGAGCGAAGCCUUCGCAGCUGAGGUGCGUGAGAUAGAAGCAUGGUGGCAAACGGACCGACAAAAGCAUAUCAAGAGGCAAGUACCGUUGCCGUUCAUGAAUCUCCAAUAUGGUAACAUUAACAGGCCUUACACUGCAAAUUCCGUUGCUGCCCUACGAAAUAUCGGAUUCAAGAUCGAAUAUCCGUCAAGUAUUCAAGGCAGGAAGUUAUGGCGCAUCCUCAACGAGCACAAUGCCAAUGGCACGUAUGAGUUGACAUUCGGCACAACUGAGCCAUUGAUCGCGAAGGAGAUGGCUAAAACAAUGCAAACCGUAUACGUAUCUGGGGCGUUGUGCGGACUUUCCCAGGCAAUGUGGCCUGGAGAGGAUCAUGCAGACUACCCAGCGGACCUUGUGCCGUCCGUCGUAAAGCGAAUCUUCAAUACCCAGCUCUUCCACGACCAGCGCCAAACCCAGUUACGGAUGCGAUACUGUGAAGUCGAUCGCGAGUCUCUGGAGUGCAUUGACUACAUGCUCCCCAUUGUAGCUGAUGCUGACAUGGGCUUUGGAACUUUGACUGGGUGCAUGAAGCUCACCCGAAGUUUCGUUGAGGCCGGUGUUGCUAUGAUACACAUUGAUGAUCUGGCCAUGGGUCUAAAGAAGUUUACUAAUGGCGAAGGAAGGACGAUCGUACCUACAUCAGAGUACUUAUCGCGACUCACAACUGUGAGAAUGACUUUUGACAUUAUGGGAGCAGACACCAUGUUGCUUUGUAGAUGCGACAGCGAUCAUGCGGAGUUCAUUACAAGGCAAGCCCCAACGGUUAGAUGGACUCGGCAACCAUCAAAGGCUAACCUUACAUUUAGUGUGAUCGACCCUCGCGACCACCCCUACGUACUUGGAGCUACCAACUCUACACUCUCCUUCAUACAGUCAUUAGAAGAAGGAAAAAGGACCGGUAGAGAUUAUUUGACCGUAAAGACAGAGUGGAAAGCCUCCGCAGGGUUAAUGACUUUUGAUGAAGCUGUUAAACUCGCCGCAACUGAGGAGCAAUAUGAGGCUUACAUUCAAAAGAUUGGUCAUGGAACUGUAGCUUUGCAGGACCGACGAGCGGCUGCCAAGCUUGUAACUGGAAAAGAUGUUGUUUUCGACUGGGAGCUUCCGAGAACACCCCUUGGCCAGUACAUGUGGCAAUGGAGCACAAAGGCUGUCAUCGAUAGAUGUGUUCUUGCGGCCCCUCUAGGAGAUGUUACAUGGAGUCGCCAAGACAAGGAAGACAUGCAAGAGUUCCACACGGCCUUGAGAAAAGUGUACCCCAAUCGCCUCUUCGCCUUCGGAUACACCGGUGCGUAUGACUUCGGCAAGGGCGGUUACUCGCCAGAAGAAGUCGAAACCUUCCCCACGGAUAUCGCCAAGAUGGGCAUCGUAUGGCAAGUGCAGCCAAUCUGGGCCACGCAAGGUUUGAGUCUGCACGCCAAACAGUUUGCGGAGAAAUUCAAGAAGGAAGGUAUUGCCGGUUAUAUGCGGGAUGUAGCCACUCCUGCGAUUGCAGGCAUGGCCACAGAUAAGUACGGUAAACCGACUUCUCGUGGUGGAUAUCUUGCAGAUGCGUUCUUUGACAUUGUCGCAGGAAGUGAGAUCACUGAGCAAGUCUGA